AUGACAGUGGAUGUGGGGGAGUCUUCCUACAUCCUGGACGUCUGCCACUAUGUACGGACAUGGGCUGCCGAGGUCCGGAAGCAGGUGUCCCGGGAACGCAGCGGCUCACCCCACUCCAGCCGACGCUCCAGUAGUUCCCUGGGGGUCCCUCUGACGGAGGUCAUCGAACCCCUGGAUUUUGAGGAUGUACUUUCAAGUCGGCCGCCUGAAGUCGAGCCCGGGCCCCUCAGGGACUUGAUAGAGUUUCCAGCUGAUGACUUAGAACUACUGAAGCAGCCCCGAGAAUGUCGGACCACAGAGUCUGGGGUCCCCGAGGACGGAAAGUUGGACGCCCAAGUGAGGGCUGCGGUGGAGAUGUACUCGGAGGACUGGGUCAUUGUACGCAGAAGGUACCAGCAACUGAGUCCAGCCUACAGCCCUGUAACUACAGAGACACAGCGAGAGCGACAGAAAGGCCUCACCCGCCAGGUCUUCGAGCAGGAUACCUCUGGGGAUGAAAGGACAGGUCCUGAGGACAUGGACGAUGACUCCCAGCACUGCUCAGGCUCCCCAGAGGACACCCCUCGAAAUAGUGGGGCCUCUGGCAUCUUCAGCCUGAGGAGCCUGGCUUCAGACUCACUACUACCAGCACUACUUGAGCGAGCAGCCCCUGAGGACGUGGACCGGCGCAAUGAAGCCCUUAGGCGGCAACACCGGGCCCCCGCCUUGCUCACCUUGUACCCUGCACCUGAUGAGGAUGAAGCCGUAGAACGCUGCAGCCUCCCAGAGCCUCCCCGAGAGCACUUUGGACAGCGGAUCCUAGUGAAAUGUCUGUCACUCAAGUUUGAGAUUGAAAUUGAGCCCAUCUUUGGCACCUUGGCCCUGUAUGAUGUGCGAGAGAAAAAGAAGAUUUCAGAAAACUUCUACUUUGACCUAAACUCGGACUCCGUGAAGGGACUGCUCCGGGCCCAUGGCACCCACCCGGCCAUCUCCACCUUGGCACGCUCUGCCAUCUUCUCCGUGACCUACCCCUCCCCUGACAUCUUCCUGGUUGUCAAGCUGGAGAAGGUGCUUCAGCAGGGGGACAUCAGCGAGUGUUGCGAGCCCUACAUGGUGAUGAAGGAGGCAGACGCGAACAAAGACAAGCUGGAGGGGCUGCGCCUGGCCGCUGAGCAGUUCUGCACCAGGCUGGGCCGCUACCGCAUGCCUUUCGCCUGGACGGCUGUGCACCUGGCCAACAUCGUGAGCAGCGUCGGGCCACAGGACCGGGACUCCGACUCCGAGGGCGAGCGCAGACCUACUUGGGCAGAACGCCGCCGCCGGGGGCCUCAGGAUCGAGGCUGUAGUGGGGAUGAUGCUUGCAUCUUCUCCAGCUUCCGACCAGCCACGUUAACUGUCACCAACUUCUUUAAACAGGAGGCAGAACGGCUUAGUGAUGAGGACCUUUUCAAGUUUCUGGCGGACAUGAGGCGACCGUCGUCCCUGUUGAGGCGUUUGCGACCGGUGACUGCUCAGCUCAAGAUUGACAUCUCCCCAGCACCCGAGAACCUACACUUCUGCCUGUCCCCUGAGUUAUUGCAUGUCAAGCCCUAUCCAGACCCCCGAGGGCGGCCCACCAAGGAGGUUCUGGAGUUCCCUGCCCGAGAGGUCUACGCCCCCCAUACCUGCUACAGGAACCUGCUCUUCGUGUACCCACACAGUCUCAAUUUCAGUAGUCGUCAGGGCUCUGUGCGCAACCUGGCUGUGAGGAUCCAGUACAUGGCUGGCGAGGACCAAAGCCAGGCCUUGCCGGUCAUCUUUGGGAAAUCUAGCUGUAGCGAAUUCACCCGAGAGGCCUUCACACCAGUGAUCUAUCAUAACAAGUCUCCUGAAUUCUACGAGGAAUUCAAGCUGCGACUUCCCGCCUGUGUGACCGAGAACCAUCACCUCUUUUUUACCUUCUACCAUGUCAGCUGUCAGCCCCGGCCAGGAACAGCCCUGGAGACGCCUGUGGGCUUCACUUGGAUCCCUCUGCUACAACAUGGCCGCCUGAGGACUGGUCCCUUCUGCCUACCUGUGUCAGUGGACCAGCCUCCACCCAGCUAUUCGGUCCUGACCCCUGAUGUGGCGCUGCCGGGCAUGCGCUGGGUGGACGGUCACAAGGGUGUGUUCAGUGUGGAGCUCACAGCCGUAUCGUCCGUGCACCCCCAGGACCCCCACUUGGAUAAGUUCUUCACCCUGGUACAUGUUCUAGAAGAAGGGACAUUUCCAUUCCGGCUCAAGGAGACAGUGCUGAGUGAGGCCACUAUGGAGCAGGAGCUGCGAGCCAGCUUGGCGGCUCUGCGCCUCGCCAGCCCAGAGCCCCUUGUGGCCUUUUCCCACCAUGUUCUAGACAAGCUUGUCCGCCUGGUUGUGCGGCCACCGAUCAUUGGUGGCCAGAUAGUGAACCUGGGCCGAGGGGCCUUUGAAGCUAUGGCUCAUGUAGCCAGCCUUGUGCACCGGAGCCUGGAGGCCGUCCAAGACUCCCGUGGUCACUGCCCACUGCUGGCUGCCUAUGUCCAUUAUGCCUUUCACCUCCCUGGCGGUGACCUCAGCCUACCAGGUGGGGUCGCCCCAGCAACUGUCCAGGCGGCUACGCUGGCCCGAGGCUCUGGCCGCCCCACCAGCCUCUACCUGACACGCUCUAAGAGCAUCAGCAGCAGCAACCCGGACCUGGCUGUGGCCCCUGGCUCUGUGGAUGAUGAGGUGUCCCGCAUCCUAGCCACCAAGGGUGUCGAUCGCUCACACUCCUGGGUGAAUUCUGCUUAUGCGCCAGGAGGCAGCAAGGCUGUGUUGCGGCGGGUGCCCCCGUACUGUGGGGCUGACCCCAGACAGGACAUCGACCGCAGCUCUAGCCGUGCCUCCUCUUACCUCGAGGCCUCCUCCUCGUCCCUGCCACCCCCUCAGCCAAGACACACUGUGCAGAAGCUGCUGCACGAGGAGCUGGCUCUGCAGUGGGUGGUGAGUGGCAGUACGGUUCGCGAGGUGGCCCUUCAGCAUGCCUGGUUCUUCUUCCAGCUCAUGAUAAAAAGCAUGGAGCUGCACUUGCUCCUGGGCCAGCGAUUGGACACUCCCCGCAAGCUGCGCUUCCCUGGGCGCUUCCUGGACGACAUCUCAGCCCUGGUGGCCUCUGUGGGCCUGGAAGUCAUCACCAGAGUCCAUAAGGACAUGGAGCUGGCUGAGCGUCUCAACGCUAGCCUGGCCUUCUUCCUCAGCGACCUCCUAUCCAUAGCAGACCGAGGCUACAUCUUCAGCCUGGUACGAGCUCACUACAAGCAGGUAGGUGUGCAUGGUGGAGGGUGUGGGGGUGUGGCGGAUGUCGUCAUGUGACCCAGGGAUGCUGAUGUCCCCCCCGCCCCCCCCCGGCAUCUCCCCCCACAUCCACCCUCAGUGUCCUCCACUACUUCCCAGAGCUCCACCUUCUCCAGCCAGGCCCCUGACCCUAAGGUGACCAGCAUGUUUGAGCUAAGUGGGCCUUUUAGGCAGCAACAUUUCCUGUCUGGACUCCUGCUGACAGAGCUGGCCCUCGCCCUGGAGCCAGAAGCUGAAGGGGCAUCUGUUUUGCACAAGAAGGCCAUUAGCGCCGUACAUAGCCUGCUGUGCAGCCACGAUGUUGACCCCCGCUACACAGAGACUACUGUGAAGGCCAAGGUGGCAGAGCUGUACCUGCCCCUGCUCUCCCUUGCAAGGGACACACUGCCACGGCUGCAUGGCUUUGCCGAGGGUUCAGGGCAGCGAUCAAGACUGGCUUCCAUGCUGGACUCAGACACAGAAGGUGAAGGUGACAUUGGAGGCACCAUCAACCCAUCAGUGGCCAUGGCCAUUGCUGGGGGGCCUCUGGCUCCUGGCUCUCGCACCAGCAUUUCCCAGGGACCUUCAACAGCAGCUCGCUCAGGCUGUCCCCUCUCUGCUGAAUCCAGCCGGACUUUGUUGGUGUGUGUGCUGUGGGUCUUGAAAAAUGCAGAGCCAGCCCUUCUGCAGCGCUGGGCUGCCGACCUGGCCCUGCCCCAGCUGGGACGCCUCCUGGACCUCCUCUACCUCUGUCUGGCUGCCUUUGAGUACAAGGGAAAGAAGGCAUUUGAGCGGAUCAACAGCCUCACAUUCAAGAAGUCACUGGACAUGAAAGCCCGGCUAGAGGAGGCCAUCCUGGGCACCAUCGGGGCGCGACAGGAGAUGGUGCGGCGGAGUAGAGAGAGAAGUCCAUUUGGAAACCAAGAGAAUGUUCGAUGGCGUAAGAGUGUCACACACUGGAGACAGACCUCAGACCGUGUGGACAAGCCCAAGGAUGAAAUGGAGCAUGAAGCCCUGGUGGAUGGAAAUCUGGCUACAGAGGCCAGCCUUGUGGUUCUGGACAUGCUGGAGAUCAUUGUGCAGACGGUGAUGCUGUCGGAGGCCCGUGAGAGCAUCCUGGGUGCCGUGCUGAAAGUCGUUCUGUACAGUCUAGGCAGCGCCCAGAGUGCCCUCUUCCUGCAGCACGGCCUAGCCACCCAGCGAGCACUGGUUUCCAAGUUCCCGGAGCUGCUUUUCGAGGAAGAUACGGAGCUUUGUGCUGACCUCUGCCUGAGGCUUCUGCGACACUGUGGCAGCCGCAUCAGUUCCAUUCGCACGCACGCCAGCGCCUCGCUCUACCUGCUUAUGCGCCAGAACUUCGAGAUUGGCCAUAACUUUGCCCGUGUGAAGAUGCUGGUGACCAUGUCCCUGUCAUCCCUUGUGGGGACAGCUCAGAACUUCAGUGAAGAGCACUUGAGAAGGUCCCUCAAGACCAUCCUGACCUACGCAGAGGAGGACAUAGGGCUGAGGGACAGCACCUUCGCUGAGCAGGUUCAGGACCUCAUGUUCAACCUGCACAUGAUCCUGACAGACACAGUGAAGAUGAAGGAGCACCAGGAGGACCCCGAGAUGCUCAUGGACCUCAUGUACAGGAUUGCCCGGGGGUACCAAGGUUCUCCAGACCUGAGGUUGACAUGGCUGCAGAACAUGGCUGGCAAACAUGCAGAGCUGGGCAACCAUGCAGAGGCUGCCCAGUGCAUGGUACAUGCAGCUGCGCUGGUGGCUGAAUACCUUGCCCUCCUCGAGGACAGUCGCCACCUGCCUGUGGGCUGUGUCUCCUUCCAGAAUGUCUCAUCCAAUGUGCUGGAGGAGUCUGCCAUCUCUGAUGACAUCCUGUCUCCAGAUGAGGAGGGCUUCUGCUCUGGGAAGAACUUCACAGAACUGGGUCUGGUGGGGCUGCUGGAGCAGGCGGCGGCCUACUUCACUAUGGGUGGUUUGUAUGAAGCAGUGAAUGAAGUCUACAAAAACCUCAUCCCCAUUCUCGAAGCCCACAGAGACUACAAGAAGCUGGCCGCGGUGCACGGGAAACUGCAGGAGGCCUUCACCAAGAUAAUGCACCAGAGCUCUGGCUGGGAGCGUGUAUUUGGGACAUAUUUCCGAGUGGGCUUCUAUGGUGCACGAUUUGGUGACCUGGAUGAACAAGAGUUUGUGUACAAGGAACCAUCAAUCACAAAGCUGGCAGAGAUCUCACACCGACUGGAGGAAUUCUAUACGGAGAGGUUCGGGGACGAUGUGGUAGAGAUCAUCAAAGAUUCUAACCCAGUGGACAAGUCCAAGCUGGACCCACAGAAGGCCUAUAUCCAGAUAACCUAUGUGGAGCCCCACUUUGACACCUACGAGCUCAAGGACCGGGUGACCUACUUCGACCGCAACUACGGGCUGCGGGCCUUCCUCUUCUGCACACCGUUCACACCAGAUGGGCGAGCGCAUGGGGGGCUGGUAGAACAGCACAAACGCAAGACCCUGCUGAGCACGGAGCACGCCUUUCCCUACAUCAAGACACGCAUCCGCGUGUGCCACCGUGAGGAGACGGUGUUGACACCAGUGGAGGUGGCCAUUGAGGACAUGCAGAAGAAGACACGGGAGCUGGCCUUUGCCACUGAGCAGGACCCUCCAGAUGCCAAGAUGCUACAGAUGGUUCUGCAGGGCUCGGUGGGACCCACUGUGAACCAGGGUCCCUUAGAAGUGGCCCAGGUAUUUUUGGCAGAGAUCCCAGAGGAUCCCAAACUCUUCCGACAUCACAACAAAUUACGGCUCUGCUUCAAGGAUUUCUGCAAGAAGUGUGAGGAUGCACUGAGAAAGAACAAGGCCUUGAUUGGGCCAGACCAGAAGGAAUACCACCGGGAACUGGAGCGCCACUACAGUCGCCUCCGGGAGGCUCUGCAGCCUCUGCUUACCCAGCGCCUGCCCCAGCUGCUGGCACCAAGCUCCAGCAGCCUCAGGAACUCCCUGAACAGAUCUAGCUUCCGGAAGGCUGAACUCUGACCCCACAGGACUGAAAGCCACACCAGAAGACCAGCACCCACACCUCAGCUGUCUGUGCCUUCCUGGAGUCACUCCUGCCCUCUCAUCCACGGGUGACCACAACAUCUUUGGGGCUGGGCCCUCCAUCCCUCUGUCUGCACUGAUGUAUCCUAGGUUUUGUUUUGUUUGUUUGUUUUUAAUUUAAAAUAAGUUUUAUAUGCAA
Molecule: messenger RNA, 6514 nt
Organism: Cricetulus griseus (Chinese hamster)
Lineage: Eukaryota; Metazoa; Chordata; Mammalia; Rodentia; Cricetidae
Source: RefSeq, a predicted model, not a curated record